Molecule: messenger RNA, 1440 nt
Organism: Schistosoma spindalis
Lineage: Eukaryota; Metazoa; Platyhelminthes; Trematoda; Strigeidida; Schistosomatidae
Source: the annotation of a GenBank genome assembly
AUGAAAAAGUUUAUUCCAAAAUAUUUACAACAACAACGCGCUUAUAAUUCUAAAAAUCGAAAUCGACGUCGAACAAGGCGUAAACAUUUAAGGAAUACUGAUUGUGACGAAGAUAUAGUUAAUUAUAAUGAUGACGAAAAGGAGUAUGAUUAUGACGAUGAAAUUGAAGAUGUUGACGAUAUUGAUGGUAGCAGUGGAAAUCUGAGUAGACAUAAUUAUGUUAUCAACGAACAGAAUUAUGUGAAGAAGAGAUCUAUUAUGUCUUCACAUAAUUAUGCAGAUAUAAAAGAUAUUUUAACUUAUCGGAAUACAUCGGAUAGUUGUAUAUUUUAUUUAACGUUAAAUUCCAAUAAAUUAAUUGGACCAUUUAUAUUUCAUCCGCAUUUGAAUCAAGAACAAGAUAAAUACACAGAUAUAUUUGUACAAAGUGGAAAAAUAAAUACGUUUAAUCCUAAAGAUCUUUUAAACAUGAGAAACCAUCGUGAAAUUCCGGUGAGUAAAGUACAAAUCACUGAUCAAAUUCUUGAUGCUGCUUAUGAUUUAGAACGUUUCAUACUUGAUGAAACUAGAAGAAGUCAUUAUCCUAUAAACCCUCCAUAUGUUGAUCAUAAUUUAACACAAAUAAUCAAUGAUUUAAUUGGUAAUACACAAUUUACUAUUACAGCUACACCAGUGGUACAAAACGAAUUAUUUGUAAAAAAUUCAAAAAGUUAUAAAAAGCAAAUAACCAAUCUUUACCGUAUUUUAGAUGAAUUACGUGAACAAAUAAAUCAAUUGAAGGAAGAGAAUAAAAAUUUACGUACACAGUUAGAAGAAUACAAAAAUUGGGUUGAUAAAAACCGUGAAAAACAAUAUAUUGAAGGUUCGGAUGAAAAAGUCAAUGAAUCGACAUUCAGAUGGCAUGCAAAAUUAAACGCCCUUUUGGAUCAAUAUAGAGCAGAAAAUGAAAUUCUAAAAUCUCAUAAUUACACUCUUAAUCAAUCUCAGCAAGCGUUGUAUCAAGACCAAGAGUUAAUGCAACAACAGAACAAUAAAUUGAAACAACAAGUAGAUGAACUUAAAAGAUCACAGAAUCUUAUCUUAGCCAGAUCUCAGUCAGUAUUACGUGAAGAAAGAGAACGUAUGAAUAGAGAACAAGAAGAACUAAGUCGAGAGUUAGCAAAUGUAAAAAAAAAACUGGCUCAGUCACCAACCCAAUGUCCCAUUCAUCAAGGACCUCGACGGUCCAAUAUACCAGUUCCAAACAAUGAUAUUUAUUCUGUUCAUGAUUGUCCAAAACAUCCUAUACUUAGCAAACAAGAUGGAGAACCAACCAGAAUGAAAAGAGUUCGUAUCUGUUCUGCCGCUCAUUCAUCUAGAUUACCAAGAUUGAAUAUCCCUGGUCACACAGUUAAUGUACCGAUAAUGAACCAAGAACAACCAAUGAAUGGAAUUUUAUAA